Messenger RNA from Macrobrachium nipponense, 661 nucleotides. RefSeq names its product cuticle protein AM/CP1114-like. Gene Ontology annotation, cellular component: chitin-based extracellular matrix. Gene Ontology annotation, molecular function: structural constituent of chitin-based larval cuticle. The record is from RefSeq and is a predicted model, not a curated record. NCBI's taxonomy places the organism in Eukaryota, Metazoa, Arthropoda, Malacostraca, Decapoda, Palaemonidae. The transcript has 3 exons. Bases 59 to 517 code for a protein of 152 amino acids.
GAGACCGGGAGAGGUCACGAAGCAUUCUGUGGGUAUAUAAUGAGAGUCGAGUGCCCAAAUGGGCAUCAGAGUGAUCUGGCCUACCCGACGAAAAGCAAUCAUGAAGCUGGUGCUCGUAGUAUCCCUCCUGGCAGUCAGCGCCUUGGCUGACAAGGCUCCUGGCGCCAACCCCAAAUUCGCCGCGAUCCUGAAGAACGACCAGCACGCCCCGGACGAGUUCGGGAACCACAACAGCGACUGGGAGACUGAGAACGGGAUCGAGGUCCACAUCUCGGGAUCCCAGGGGGCCACCGGGGGCGCCAAUGUCAUAGGAUCGUGGAGCUACACCCAGGACGACGGCAGCGUCGCCAACCUGAAGUUCGUGGCCGACGAGAACGGAUACCAGCCCGAGUCUGACCUCCUGCCAGUGGCCCCACACUUCCCCCACCCGAUCCCACAGUUCGUCCUCGACCAGAUCGAGUUCGCCAGGCUCGAGGACGAGCGUAGGGCCCGCGGAGGCGCCAGUUCCGAGAACUAAAGUGACAUCAUCGAGGACCACCAGUUUUGAACGGAUUUCGCGAACGGACGCUUCAACAACAAUCUAAUUUAUUGAAAUCUAGAUGAUAUUUAUGAAUAUGGCUUUAUAUUUGAAGGUUCAUUAAUAAAAGGACGACUUUAAGAA